Messenger RNA from Micropterus salmoides (largemouth bass), 1298 nucleotides. It is a transcript of the gene pdcl3, whose product is annotated as phosducin-like 3. NCBI's taxonomy places the organism in Eukaryota, Metazoa, Chordata, Actinopteri, Centrarchiformes, Centrarchidae. Gene Ontology annotation, cellular component: cytoplasm. Gene Ontology annotation, biological process: angiogenesis; protein folding; positive regulation of gene expression. The record is from RefSeq and is a predicted model, not a curated record. Bases 99 to 815 code for a protein of 238 amino acids. The transcript is spliced from 6 exons.
UGUUUUCAGCCGGAAUCGGUCCGUCCGCGGUCCUUCUGUUUCCGUGUCUGGGAGGGGAGCGGUGGUGUGAUUUUAGAGGAAACUUUUUAUCUGUCAGAAUGCAGGACCCGAAUGAAGACACAGAGUGGAAUGAUAUCCUGAGGAAGAAAGGGAUUCUUCCUCCCAAAGAGGUACCUAAAGAUGAUGAAGAGGAAGAGCUGGCCCUCCAACAGCAGUCUGUCGUUAAAACGUAUGAGAGCAUGACGAUGGAGGAACUGGAGGAGAAUGAAGAUGAGUUCGGUGAAGACGAUGAGGCUGCCAUUGAGAUGUACAGACAGAAGCGUCUUGCGGAGUGGAAGGCGACUCAGAUGAAGAAUGUGUUCGGGGAGCUGGGGGAAAUCUCAGGGCAAGACUACGUCAACGAGGUCAACAAGGCUGGAGAUGGCAUCUGGGUGGUGCUGCACCUCUACAAACAGGGCAUCCCUCUGUGCACACUUAUUAACCAGCACCUGAGCUUGUUGGCCAGGAAGUUCCCUCAGACCAAGUUCCUCAAGUCCAUCUCCACCACCUGCAUCCCUAACUACCCCGACCGCAACCUGCCCACCAUCUUUGUGUACUUUGAGGGAGAGAUGAAGGCCCAGUUCAUUGGGCCACUGGUCUUUGGGGGCAUGAAUCUCAAAGUUGAAGAGCUGGAGUGGCGGUUAUCAGAGAGUGGGGCGAUAAAGACAGACCUGGAGGAAAACCCCAAGAAGCAAAUCGAAGACAAGCUAAUGUCAUCGAUCAGAGGUUCCCUUCCUACUCGAAAGGACAGUGACUCUGAGGACGAGGACUAUUAGGAAAAAACGCCUGUCACUCCAACUGACCUUAAAUCAUCUGCAGAUGGUUUGAGCAGGGAUGGCAUCUCCUGUAUCAGCAAAUGCAUUUCAUAUUUUGACCAUGUAGAUGGCGCUCUCAUACAGGGAUCAGUCCUGCUCAAGGGUGUCGGACGGGACACUUAGCUGGAGAGAAUCCAACCUAUGAUCUUGUUGUCGAAUCAGCCAGCCUCCUGUCUAUCUCUGUGGGAAAAUCAGCACAACAAUCACUCCUUUGUAAUUUCAAUAAACAUCCAACCCCAUCACUUGAGUCUGUACAAAAGCAUCAGAAACCGAUUUUAACUUUUUUAUUACGUUUCAAGAGAAUUGUCACAAAAUGUACAUGUACAUUUAAAUCUGUUAAAUUAAAUGUGAGUUCACCUUUUUGCCACAAUAAUCUGUGUGUUGCUAAGUCCUAUUUUUUUUUUUUGGAAAAUGUCACUGUUAAUUACAAAGAACUUGCUGAAC